Anopheles aquasalis is the source of this 1079-nucleotide messenger RNA. RefSeq names its product angiopoietin-4-like. Lineage: Eukaryota; Metazoa; Arthropoda; Insecta; Diptera; Culicidae. The record is from RefSeq and is a predicted model, not a curated record.
GCUCGAUUAUACGCGAACAGCUUCAUUUUCUCAACAUGAAGCUUACCAUUUGUUUUCUUUUGGUUUGUGCUGCAGCACUUGGAUGGGCCACCGACCAAAGCCCUGAAAGUGAGGGCGACAUCUUAAAACCAUCGACCGUGGGAGGAAUAUCGGAAAUCGGUCUGGAGAUUUUGUUGACCAGAUUGAAUACCAUCGAUCACAAGCUGAUGAUUCUGGAAGAACUGAAAUCCGAACUACAGCAACACCGUGAGCAGAUGGAAAGCAGUAAAGCAUCGCUUGAGAAAACAACAACUGCGGCUACUACUACCACUACUACUACUACUCCAGAAUCAACAACAAUUACAAGGCAAUCAAAAAUUACUACAACUGCAAAGCUACCUACAACAGCACUCAUAACGACUUUCAAAUCGUGCAAGGAUGCCCCAGCCAACGUCUCCGGAGUGUAUUCUAUCACAAUAAACAACGAGAGGGCGCCGUUCAACGUUUAUUGUGAGAUGGAAGAAUUUGAAGGCGGUUGGAUUGUGGUGCAGCAUCGUUUCAACGGAUCGGUUGAUUUCUAUCGUAACUGGACCGAAUACCGCGACGGCUUUGGUGAGUUGAACGGUGAAUUUUGGCUCGGACUGGAGCAGAUUCAUCAACUCACCGCAGCCCGUAAACACGAAUUAGUUAUCGAAAUGAAGGACUUUGAGGGCAACUACGGGUAUGCCCGUUACUUUGAGUUUGAAAUAGGCAGUGAGAGAAAGAAGUACGAUCUGACAGUGGAUUCGUAUUGGGGCACAGCUGGAGACGCAAUGACGUUGUACAAUAAUAGGGAAAAGUUCUCUACCAAGGAUCGUGAUAGUGAUGGGAAUCGCAUUCGUCAUUUCGCUGUUGAAUACGAAGGCGCUUGGUGGUACGGUUAUGGUGGUGGCUUGUCGAAUUUGAACGGCCGGUACCAGAAUGUUACUGAUAGAAACUCAAUGACGUGGCAUUUUUUCAAAGACGACUUUCGUGGAAUGAGCUUCACCAGAAUGAUGAUCCGUGAAUUGUAAGCACGAUUCAGGUCACUCACUCUUCGAGUUUCAUUGUAACCGGACAAA